UCAAAGUGGUGGGGGUCUCUCAUGAUGGCACGACGCCAUUAAACGUAUGUUCAUCGACGCGUGUAUGGCACUAUUUGUCGGCUCUGCUGUUAUCCCGAGGCGAUUCGAGCACUCGAAUCUUGGUGACCGUGGCGGCUGUCGACGUUUGCGAUAAAAAUUCAAUUUGAAAUCAUUUUUCUCGCUCGCACCCCCCGAGAAAUCUGUAAACAAUGGCGAUUUUGGAAUCCUGUUGGUCACCGUGCGUCUGGUCGAACAGCGUUAAGACCGGCUGCAAGGCUAUAGCAUUCUACACAGUGGCAAUUAGUAUAGUGCUUAUUACGCUGAUAUGCUAUCAACUGGCUGGUGGCGAUUCCACCCAGAUCUACAAUCCGUUAUUCGAAGCUGAUGUAAGAGGAUCUAUGCAAGUUGUCGGAGGUGUCUUUAUCGUUUAUCUGCUUCUAUUGAUCUUAUCCGCCCUGUUAAUGGUUCACGGCAUAAGAGAAGGCGUACGUGGAUGGUUGUUGCCGUGGCUCGUCGGAUGGUUCAUCGUUUGCUUAUUCCAGUUAGUCUUCGGACUGUGGCUCUUAGGCGGUUAUUACAUUUAUCUGGACUCUGUAUUCGCGACAUUAUGCAACUGGCUUUGGAUGUCUUACAAUAUAUACUGCUGGCUGGUCGUUUUGUCGAUGUACAGAAUAUUUGCAAAGCUGCAGUCUCCAAACAUAGAACUUUUGUGGCCUUGAAGAAAAGCGCAAUAUGCAAAAGCAAUACGUAUACAUCUAUUGCCACCAAAGUAAGGGAGAAUCUCUAUUUCCAUUUACUCGUAAAACUUUUACGUAAGAACACGCGAACUUGUUAAGAAUAACACAAAGUUCUCCAGUCGUAUUUUAAUACAUGCACUCGAAAAGUUUCAAUGGAUGUCUGAGAAAGCAAAAUUCACCUUUUUAUCGACUUCAUAUGUUUUUAUCAUUGACUUUAAAGAUUUUUAUGUGUACUUUUAAUGUUAACAUGCAUAUUUGUCUUUAAUAACGUUUUCAAAAUCUUAAAAGAAAGUUUAGACCUCGCUAAGCGAAAUUAUGUUUUUGUAUUUGUUAUAUUCAUACAACGUUCAAUUGACGUUCAAUUAACGCCUUUCUACUUAAAUUUGAAUAAUGUAUAACUAGAUAGUCGAUGAGAAGGUAAUAUUUUUUAUUUCAUGGCAAAAGAGACUGAGAGAGGCCUUUUAAAAUAUCCGUCCAAAUCAUCGUAAUAUGUAAUAAGCUUGGAAUCUCGUUGAACGAACAAAUCAAAAUAAUUAUUAUAUAGCAUCACGUUAGUUGAAAAUUCGUGUUAGGUCCUUUUACAUGGCCACCGUUGUUCUGAGCAUUUUAUAAAGAUUAUACAAUUUUUCUACAAGCUAUUUUUUCUACAGCAUUAGUCCAAUAAUAUAUAUAAGGAUAUAUCCUUACUCGAUGUAGAAUUAAGCAUCUAUUUAUAUAUUAUAUAUACAAACAAUAUAUAUUAAGAAUAAAUAAAUAUUCCAUUAU
Messenger RNA from Wasmannia auropunctata (little fire ant), 1502 nucleotides. RefSeq lists its product as uncharacterized. The coding region runs from base 210 to 719 and encodes 169 amino acids. The record is from RefSeq and is a predicted model, not a curated record. The transcript is spliced from 6 exons. Lineage: Eukaryota; Metazoa; Arthropoda; Insecta; Hymenoptera; Formicidae.